Catharus ustulatus (Swainson's thrush) is the source of this 666-nucleotide messenger RNA. RefSeq lists its product as uncharacterized. The transcript is spliced from 7 exons. NCBI's taxonomy places the organism in Eukaryota, Metazoa, Chordata, Aves, Passeriformes, Turdidae. The coding region runs from base 1 to 666 and encodes 221 amino acids. The record is from RefSeq and is a predicted model, not a curated record.
AUGACAGCUGCCACUGGCUUGUUAAUGCACCCCCACUACGGGGCACAAGCCUUUCCACUGUGCGCACGAUGUCUUGCAGUAUCUUAUGAAUUUGGUUCUCUUAAAGGUCCACCAAGAGGGAGGAACAAACCAACAGGAGUCAGUAAGUCCCUGAAGGCAGCCAAACACCUGGAACACACCCUGACAGAUCUGGAGAGAAGCCUCGUGGAAAAACGAAAGCCUGUGCCUAAGGAACCAUUUCCUGGGAGAAGCAGUGGCUCACUGGCAGCCUCUGCUGCAGAAAGGGAGCCAAUGCCAGGCACUGUCACUGGAGACUUGGGUCGUGACUUGCAUCAUUUGGAAAACCUGGUAGAUCACGCUUCAAAGGUCUUGAAGCUUGAUGAAGGAGAAACUGUUGAUGAAGAUGACCUAGAAUCCCAACCCAUAACCAGUUUUAAGCCUGAUGAUGAGGAAGAUGAUGAGGGGGCUCCUGCGAAGAUCCAGAAGACCAACCCAACAGCUCAGCCAGUGAGAACAUGGCUCAUUGCUGUUCUUCAUGUUUGUCCCCACCUGCCCCUGUUGCGUGGCUGCUCCCCUGUCUUCAGCACAUCCCAGCACCUCCAAAACGAGAACCCCUACCCCCGAGCCCCCUGGCCCAGCUCCCUGGCCCAUACUGAAGUUAGGUAG